AGUCGCGAUGCCGGGCUGUUCUCAGUGCGCCGCGCAUCCUCGGACGUGCAUCGUGUCGGUCUAGUUGUGCUCGUGUGUAAGCGAUCGAGACAUGUGAUUCACCCCGCGGCUACAAAGAGAGAGAGAGAGAGAGAGAGAGAGAGAGAGAGAGACAAGGAGAAAAAAAAUGACGAAAGAAGAUCCUACGAUCGUCAACGGCCUAAAGUGAACCAAGGAGAGUGCGAGGCUUUCUUUCAUACGAGACUGAACUCGAUGUGACGUCGUGUCCUUUCUCACGUACUUCGUUGGAAGAUAUUUUUUUCCAAGUGUGUACUUGGCAUCUUGGUAGAUAAUCGAAUCUUACGAACAGAUAUAUUUCACGACACUCAUGUCAGAGAAACAUUCCGAAAAUCAUACGUGGCAUAAUACUGCGUUUUCCGCGAAGAACUUUGGAAGAAAUAAUUGCAAGUAAAAAUAUCUGCAAAUGUUUGUUUUAUAAAUGUAAAAGAAAACAAUAAUAAAAAUAUUGCUUCGUAUAAAAUGAACAAUAUAAGUUAUGCAGCAUAUAUAUAGUUCUCAGUACUUUGUGAUCAAUAAGUAAAAAAUGUUUUAGCGAGAUAAUCCGCGAAGAAGAAGAAAAUUACUUUGAGAAAAUCGGAUAAGAGAGAUUAACGGAAGAUAUAAAUCAAUAUAUAUAUAUAUAUAUAUAUAUAUAUAUAUAUAUAUAUAUAUAUAAGAAAAAACUUCCGGAUAAUAAUUGGUGAUCUUAAAUAGAAGAAACAGUGGUAUUGGUGGUAAUUUAAAAGAAUGGCGGAAGAUUCGCUUCGCCGGAAGACUAGAUCGGCUUCGAUUUGUGCCCCGGGAUUUUCGAGUAUGGAACAAAUGUUGACUAUGCCACCCUCGGGAGUCCGUGAAAGGGAGAGAGGGGAAAGAGAUAGCGGCAGUGGAACACCGGAUAGUAGUACACCCACGAGGAGACGAAGGCCAGCUACAAGAUCUCAGAGCGCUCGUGUUUCCGGCGGAAAUAAAAGCAUCCGUCGCCGUGCUGCUGCUCAAGCCGCCGCCCAUCAUCAUCAUCAUCAUCAUCAUGAAGGGGGUAUGAAGUCGGCCCACUGCAGCAGCGAACCCAGACUCACCGAGAAUGACGUCAGUCCGGGGAUUAGAAGACGAGGGAGCCGGAGGGGACAAAGUAUGCAUCACACACAUCAGAGGAAGAGCAACGCCUUCCUGGACGUACCCGACGUCUCGUCUCAGAUGCCACCGCGAGAGGAAGGCGAAGAUGAGGAUAGUUACAGGCUCCGCAGCUUUAGUCUCACCAGUAAAGGCGUUGUCAACAGAGGAGAUUCUUUCCGAAGAAGAAGAUCGAGAUCGAAUUCUCUGGCGCCUGCCGAGCAAGAGACUGAAGUACGGCGGUUACCACCCAAGGAAGUCACUUCACACAACGUCGCUAUGUUGGGUACAAGAGGAGUUGGAAAAACCGCUCUUAUUAGUCAAUUUAUGACUAGUGAAUGCAUAAAUGCCUAUGACAGGCAGAAAGAUGUGCCAAGUGAACAAUCUGUUUUUGUGAUGUUGAAUGGAGAAGAAAGCGAGCUUAAAUUUUUAAACAUUGCUAAUAUAAAGACCGAAUUAGAAAAAAUGCCAUUGCCGGACGCCUUUGUUAUAAUGUAUUCGGUGAUCGACAAGGCGUCCUUUCAAAGAGCCGAGGAAUAUCUCGCUCGACUUCACGAUCAAGAUCUUCUUCGUGGUAGACCGGCUAUUCUGGUCGGAAACAAGGUCGAUUUGGUUCGUUCUAGAGUGGUUUCGCCCCAGGACGGAAAAUGUUUGGCGUGCACCUAUCGCGCGAAAUUCAUCGAAGUAUCGGUAGGCAUCAAUCAUAAUGUCGACGAGCUCUUGGUCGGCAUACUCAAUCAGAUUCGUUUGAAAGUGGUCCAAGGAAACCAGGAACACCGAAACAGUGGUGGUGGCAGCGAAGGCAGCGGCCACUGGUACAAAUCCAGAGGUGUCGUGCGCGCCAGCAUGAAAGCCAGACAAAUGUUGACCUGGCUCUUCGGCAAGGAAGAUAGUAAGUUUAAGAAUUGCGAGAAUCUUCACGUACUUUAAAUUACAGCGAUAAGAAAUUGCAGAUCAAAUUGCUCGAUUUCUGUUUUAUUAGUACGUAAGUAUGACGCGCAUGACUUCUUGAACUUUUUUCUCGAAGGAAAUUCUAUUAAAAUUCAUAAAACGCGUCAGGAAAGAUAAUAUAAGAAUCGUGAGAACGUAGUCUGAAUGUAUAGAACAAAUGUGUCUCUCUGACUCAACAAAAUGUAAUUUAAGGCUCUGAAUCAAACGUGAAAUCUUCACAUUAUACAAGAAUAUUUUGUUAUUCUGUAAGAAGAACAAAUGGUCCGAGGACCAAAAUGGAUAUAAUUAUCGGAUGAACAAAGUUUAUAAAAUAUAAAAAAGUUUUAUCACACAUUUUUCGCUCCUGCGUGUUAGUAUUCUAACGAAAAAUAAUCUAUAAUGAGCAAAAGGAGUAUUUAUUAUCGCAUCACUGAAACUAGUAAUUCUUAAUAAUGCGAUCAGAAGUUCAAAUCAAUCAUGACGAUAAGAAAGAAUUAAACUGGACCAUGCAGUGAACUAGAGUCACCAUUACGUUUACAAUCUUAUUAUAAUUAUAAAUAAGACCAAUCACAUAAUCUUUAUAUUUAUUACGUACGUGUAGAUAUACCCCGAAAACAAGCAUAUUCUAUAUAAAUAUACACACAUGUAUCCUUAAUCUCCCAGUUGACAAUUGUCGAUUUUAUCACAUGUCGACAUUAUGUUGUUGCAAAUAAAAUAGCGCUGUUAUUCUUGCAUUGUUAAAUUGACUUGUAUCGCGAGUGUCAUUAAUUUCUCGUGUUCCAAUGGACUUCCCGUGCAAUGACUUUCGUUAUUGCGUUGCGGCCAACUUUAUGCUCUAUAUGCUAAUAAAUUUUUAUACAGAAAAGUUACUUUUUUUUCUCAUUUAACAUUUUUAUAUAUAUUUACUAUAGUUAGGAAAGACAUACAGUGUAUAAAAAUUAACUAUUCUAUGUUAAACUAAAAUAUAUUUGUUAUGUUAUUGAUAAAAUGAAUCUAUACUAUAUUGUAUAAGAUUCUUAUAUCACUUGUAUUACAAAAUAGACGUCAAUUGCGUAUUUUGAUAUCAAAAAUGUGUUAAGAAUUACAUUAUAAAUGCAUAUUAAAUAAUUUUUAAUUAGUAGGUUGUGUGCAAGGUCUGAUUCUAUCAAUUCCUUAGUCAAUUUUUUUUUUUUUAAUUAAAUUACCUUAUUUAUAUAUGAAUUAUUUUGUACUCAGUAUUGAUAUAGCAAAUAAUAUGUAAUUCAAUAAUGUAGCAUUUUGUGUGCAACAUUAUGUCGCAGCGGAGAUAAGAUUUAUCGUGUUUUGUGUCUUACUCGCGCACUUCGCGAGAAAGAAAAGGAGAGUACUGUGUAGUAACAUAUGUAAACUGUAGAUUUCUGAAAAGAAAUAUCCUUUUUGAAUCUUUAAAGAGAGAGAGGGUGAAGAAUGUCUAUAAAAGCUGUCUAUUUUCUGCGAUCUCCAUGCCUGUAUAUCCGAAUUAUAUGAAUGUAGCAUAAAAACAGAAUGGCGCUUAUAUGACGGGAACAAUGCAUCAACGAUGUGAAACUUUGCUCUUCUUAUGUGUGAAUAUUUCCCUUGACUAUACGUAUACGAGAAAUUAACGUUUCGGAUUACAAUAGCAAAUUGUAAUAGAUUUCCUUUCCCUUGUUAUACAAACAUUUUGAAGUGUUUUAAUUCUUGGUGAGCCCAAUAAAAAUUAAAAAGUUUUCUCCGACA
Molecule: messenger RNA, 3795 nt
Organism: Cataglyphis hispanica
Lineage: Eukaryota; Metazoa; Arthropoda; Insecta; Hymenoptera; Formicidae
Gene: Rgk3
Product: GTP-binding protein RAD
Exons: 7
Coding region: 787-2079 (430 amino acids)
Cellular component (GO): plasma membrane
Molecular function (GO): calcium channel regulator activity; GTPase activity; GTP binding
Source: RefSeq, a predicted model, not a curated record